GAUCAGAGGUGACACGGUUUACCACGUGACCGAGCAUGUUGGUCGACGGCACUCCUGAUUGGCUGAAGCGGCAGGCGAGAGGCGGAAGUACAUGCAGUAGGUAAACAACUGUAGACGCAACUGAAGCGAACUCCUCAGUCCCUGUCACGCAAGAACAUGAAGCAAUACUAGUCGACAGUCUUCACGAAGCAAUUUUGCAACAUAGGACGAAGUCCAGUAUGAGUCUCAGCUUUCCUCUUCUGCUCUGUCUGGCAGCGGUCUCCGCCUUUGCUAUGUCGCCUCCACACAUGUGGACCAAACUCAUCCUCACCCACCACUGGCCCGGCACUUUAUGUGGUAUGGAGUCCUGUCAUCAUCCUAACGUUAGCUACUGGACACUACAUGGACUCUGGCCCAAUAAAGGGAAUGUUUGUAACGCAUCAUGGCAUUUCAACUCAUCUGAAAUAGAGGACUUGCUCCCUGACAUGGAAAAGAGUUGGCCUGAUUUACUGAAACCUGCAUCAGAUGGAUUUUGGAAGUACGAAUGGUCCAAACACGGCACAUGUGCAGCCAAAGCACCCGCACUCAACAGUCAACAUAAAUAUUUCAGCAAGGCACUGGAACUGUACCAUAAAGUGGACUUGGAUAGCAUCCUGAGGAAAUUUGACAUCAUCCCAUCUGAAGACUAUUAUAAAUUUUCACAAAUCGAAGGAGUCAUGGAAAACUUCUAUGGUGUCAAACCUAAGAUACAAUGUGUCCAUUCAUCUAAGAAUUCUGAUGCUCAGACUUUGGGUCAAGUCGAGAUUUGUUUCAGCCCCGACUUCUCCCUCUUGGACUGUGAGCAAGAGAUCUCUUUCACGGGAGCAUCUGGGUUCAGUGUCUGUGACCGUGACAUACCAGUUUACUAUCCACCACUUUGAAACACAAACACAAUAACACACUACAGCGUUUACAGAUGUACACGUACUUUACAUACUCUUUGUUUACCACUUAACUGUACUGUUAAGUUUAGCAUGUAGCGACACUCACAGGCUGAGACAAAGCAGGCUUGCUACAAUGUCAUAUUGUACCAAUCCCUAACUAAAUAGUUUCCAUUUUCUGUCAGGUUGCUACUAUUUACAGUUUCAACCCAUCUACGUUUUUUCAAAAUAGUGUAGUAAAUAAGUUUGUGUCACAAUAAUUGUUUCUUUGUUUUUUUUUUUUAGUUAUUGUUAAUUGCACAACACGGUUCACCUUGUUGAGUUACAUCAUUUCAAAAAUUGGAUGUCCGACCAUGUGCCUUUUCAGGUUGUUUACAUUAACAUUAAAAUGUAUUACUGUCUUACCUGUUAGACUGUGUUAGGGCUAAUUUUGAGAAGUCAACAAUUAAUGAUCCACUUACUUUAUAGGGGGAAAAAAGAGAUAUUUGGGGGGAAGUUAAGGCUUAUUUAAAGUUAAUAUGCCACAGAUUUUGGAUUGUGAUCCAUCUUUUAUGGGGCAGAAUCCAGAGAAACUUUGCAAUGUUCAUCAGUUGUCAUUGUGUCAUAGCUUGUGUUUAUGGUGCCAUUUUGGUUUUUAUUGUGAUAUGGUAAAUGCAUAGUGUGAGCUAAUCAGGAAUUUGUUGCCAUUGUGAAUGCCAAUAAAAUAUUAUUGAUUCAUCG
Molecule: messenger RNA, 1619 nt
Organism: Phyllopteryx taeniolatus (common seadragon)
Lineage: Eukaryota; Metazoa; Chordata; Actinopteri; Syngnathiformes; Syngnathidae
Gene: rnaset2
Product: ribonuclease T2
Exons: 10
Coding region: 219-899 (226 amino acids)
Biological process (GO): RNA catabolic process
Cellular component (GO): extracellular region
Molecular function (GO): RNA binding; ribonuclease T2 activity
Source: RefSeq, a predicted model, not a curated record